Messenger RNA from Rhinichthys klamathensis goyatoka, 2167 nucleotides. RefSeq names its product BUB1 mitotic checkpoint serine/threonine kinase Ba (gene bub1ba). Gene Ontology annotation, molecular function: protein kinase activity. The record is from RefSeq and is a predicted model, not a curated record. Gene Ontology annotation, biological process: mitotic spindle assembly checkpoint signaling; meiotic sister chromatid cohesion, centromeric. The coding region runs from base 158 to 2044 and encodes 628 amino acids. NCBI's taxonomy places the organism in Eukaryota, Metazoa, Chordata, Actinopteri, Cypriniformes, Leuciscidae. The transcript is spliced from 17 exons.
GGAACGUCAGUUCGUACGUCACAGUCACGUGGUAACAUUUGAAAUUGAACCUCGAAUGCACAACAGAAAACACCACUGCUGUCAGUAUUUUAUGCUAGCAAACUUCGCUGAAACAGGAAUAGUUGAUGAUUUUCGGAGGAAACAUCGCACAGGAUAGAUGGCUUUAGGGUUUGAACAAUCAAAACGCGUGAAGAUGGAUGAACUUUCGCCUCACAUUUGGAGCGCUCCGGUGGAGACUGCGCUCCCGUCCCAGAGGAUUCAGACUCCAGAAGAACUGGUUUCCCAGCAGGAGGAUCACGUGCAGAUCAUGUACUGCAAAGAUCAGGUGUAUCAGGGAGACGAGGAGUUCAGCUUGGAAGAGCUUCGUGCGCAGCGCUACUACAGGGCUUUGAGUGAAAAGUCCUCGCACAUCAACAAGAUAAAGCAGGAACUGCAGCUUCAGAUCGAGCAGAAGCAGAGGCUCAUUCAGCAGAGAAUCAGCACAGCUCCGCAACAGAUCGUGGACGAGGAGGCCGAUUCUCCUGCGGGCGCGUGUGAACCUGCCGCCCCUGUGGUGAAACGAGCUCCGUUCGUAAUUUACAGCGAUCAGGAAGAAGGGCAUGUGGUUCAGAGGAAGACUUCAGUGAGCCGAGAGGAGGACAUGAAUCUGAGUGGAAGUGACUCUCGACAGCAGAAAACGGCCACAGCAAAACCCUUCAGUGCUUCUGAUGAGAACAGACAGACAAACAAACCAUCAUCUUCGGCAAACCGUGUAUCUCUGAAGCUGCCGACCUCGAGUCUGAAAGGGCCGAAGUCAAAAGCAGAGCUCUCCGCUGACAGAGACUCGUCCAUCUCUCGCUGUGAGGAAGCCAUCGUCAACGGCCACUGGAAUAAGACUCUGUGCCGGAGUCCAGACGACACGUGUGAAUUCGCUGGUGCCACUCAUCUCGCUUCAACUCCAUUCGGUGUAGUCGAGAGGCAGAAGCUCCCGGAGAAUCCCGAAUCCACUAAAGCGCCGAGCUCUAACAUGAGCCCUGAGGAGAAAAAGCUCAGUCCUAUCCUAGAGAUCAGUCAGGAGUUGGGCGGCACUUCCUUCGCUAACUUUUCCCAGGAUCCCAUGAAGGGGUUUAAUGACAUGGAGAUCAGCCGAGCUGUGGAGGGACCGGAGACUGUGCUGGAGAAUGUAUCAGUCACUGAAUCGGAGGACGUCUGCAGUCCAGGCGUGAGAUCCAGGCUGUUCCAGCAAGCAGACGUGACCACGCUUCCCAACUUCCACCGUAAAACUGAACUUCUGCCUGACACCAGCGGGGACUUAAAUCUCGAUGGAGAGACGUUGGUUUACCGCGGUGCGCUGAAAGACUUCACCGUUUACUCAUCCAUCAGUGGGACUGUCCUUCUGAAGCUGGACUCUUCCUCGGUGCCGUGGGAUUUCUUCAUCAGCUCGCAGCUCCGAGCUCGACUGUCACAUGACCAGCAGGAGCGUCUCGUCCCGAUCUCCUGCUACGUGUUCCAGAACGGCUGCAUGACUCUCUGGAGGACUCCUCAUGGAGAGACCAUCCAGGAUCUCCUCGCUGAGCCCAUUGCUGGAGCGGAUGUUUCACGUUUAGUCCUCCUGCUACUCGAGUUGGUGAAGCAGUUUCAUUCCUGUCAAGUGGUCCACGGAGGCCUGAAGCCAGAAACCUUGUACUCUCACCACAGUGGCAUCACAGCACUAGAUCUCUCCAGCGCAGUGGAUCUGCAGCUCCAGAGUGACGUGAGAACUGCACAAGAUCUUCCUUCUGCACAGCAAUACAUACAACAGGGUCUCCUGUCAGCCUCUGCCUCACCUUAUCAGGUUGAUCUGAUUGGCCUUGCAGAAAUCGUGCACACUCUGCUGUUUAACCGACCAAUGAGAGUAACGCAGGAGAACUCGGCCUGGGGUUUGGAGGAACGCUCUGGGUCUGACCAGAGCGCUCCUGUGAGCUCCUUAUGGAAGGACUUCUUCCACAUGACUCUGAAUCCAGAGCAAAAGUCUUCUUCGCUGGUUUUGUCCGAGCUCAUCAGUAAUGUGAGCGACAGCUUAUGAAUAUCUGACGUUACACUAUUUUAUUGUAAAAUAAGGCCAUGUUCUUUUCACUGCAUGUGAAACUGUGUCUAUGGAAUUAAUGUUAUAUAUUGUUCUUCAUACACGUUAAUAAACUAUUUUCAC